Molecule: messenger RNA, 699 nt
Organism: Sinocyclocheilus grahami
Lineage: Eukaryota; Metazoa; Chordata; Actinopteri; Cypriniformes; Cyprinidae
Product: calcium-activated potassium channel subunit beta-2-like
Exons: 3
Coding region: 254-499 (81 amino acids)
Biological process (GO): potassium ion transport
Cellular component (GO): membrane
Molecular function (GO): calcium-activated potassium channel activity
Source: RefSeq, a predicted model, not a curated record
GUGUUUGCCCACAACGAUGGAGUCAUUUUUCUAAUACUGUGGUUGUAAAAUUUCACCUUCUCUGAAGUCUGUUACUUUUAGGUGAUAUUAUAAAAAAGGUGCAUUUCUCUUUUCAUAUUGGGAACAGUUCGUAGGCGAACCUGUGUGGAAGGGAGGCACAUGGUCGACUAAGUGUGUUUUUCCUGUCAGGUCGUCCCAGCAGUCUUUUGUGAAUGCUUCAGAGAGAGCCGCACACACUGGAAUAGCUGGGAGAAUGUUUCUGUGGGCCGGAAGCAAAGGAACUCAAGGAUCAGGAAGUGAGAGAAGCAGGACCAUUUAUCAGAAGAUUCGCGAGUAUGACGUUUUGGAAAAGAGGAGGACAGUCACAGCACUAAAGGCUGGAGAAGACAGAGCCAUUCUCUUAGGCCUCGGCAUGAUCCUUUUCUCUGCCAUGAUGUACUUUGUGCUAGGCAUCACAAUGGUGCGCUCUUACUCAGACAGGCGUUGUGCACGUUUGUGAUGACGUAAGAUAAACGCAAACACACCAGGGUUCGAUAGAAUCAAGUUUAGUGUGAAAACAGACCAACGCUGCGGGGGGGACUAGGAACGAUCCCGCCUGGGCUCGAACCGCAGCAAAUGUGCCCAGUGUAAAAGCCCCCCCUGUUAUGUCUCCCUCUGCCUGCUAACUUUUUGAAGAUAACUACCUGGUAACUUCCCAAG